UGACAGGACAACCGCAUGACAAUCAUGGCCGACGUGGCGAAUACGGCCGUACGUCAAAUUCAAAAUAAAUUGCUGGAAUGGGAACAAUCGGAAAAUUCUUUGGCACCUUUAAGUUUGUCACAAAGAAAUGCCAUCUAUGAAAUAUCUGAAGAAGUCAGUGUCCGGAGUGUUCCUACAAAUUUACCCGAGGGAAAUUUGGCUGCACUAGACAUAAAAGAUAAUUCUGAAGAUGAAAAGGAAAAAGAAAGUAUUUCAAAUACUAAUUUAUCUUCAGAAAAAUCGGUAUUCCCUCUUAGACCAAAAAAUAUUUCAACCACCCAUGAUUUUCUGGAAUGGCACUCCAGUGUUGAAGAGCAACUUGAAGAUCAAACCAAUGCUGUAUUCAUCAGCUAUUUGCAGCAGAUGACUCUUAGAAGACAAGAAUGUGAUGAACUAUACAAUCAGGUGGAAGCAUGUCUGAAAGAUCUUUCUCAACUAAGCAAACAGCAUCAGACAGUUGCAAACAGUACAAACUCUUUGCAUCAAGUUAGUGAGCAGUUGCUUGCUGACCAGAUGAAGCUUAGUUCAGUUCAUUCUGAAGUGGAAAGGAGACUACAAUAUUUCAGAUCUCUUGAUAGAAUUUCACAGCGACUGGAAUCUCCAACUCUCAGUAUCAACAGCACAGUAUUCAAAGAGUGUUUGGACCGACUCGAUGAAUGCAUUGAAUAUAUGGCAACACAUGAAAACUUUAAAGAGUCAAGAGUAUAUUUAGCCAAGCUGCACCAUUGUCAAUCUAGAGCUGUUGCGCUUGUGAGGUCAUAUGUCACACAAAUAAUGCAAACUGCUACUCAGCAAUGCCUCGCUGCCCCAGUUUCUUCCUCUGAUAGCUUUGCCGCGUCUGGAGGUAGUAUCAUUCCAGCAGCAGAUUCCGAUUUUGCUAGAUGUUAUGGAAAAUUCCAGGCCUGUGCCCCAAGAAUAAGAGCAGUCUUAGGUCACAUUGAAGAAAGAGUUGAGAAGGUGGCCAAAAGUGGGUAUGAGCAACUUCUUGUUGAUUGCCAGGCAUGCUAUGUAGAACAGCGCCACCAACUUUUGUGGUCCAGUGUGUGCAGUGCAGUUAGAGAAUUGUCUCAACGGCAUAAAGGGGACCAUUGCACAAUGGUUCGAUCUGGUUGUGCAUUCUUAUUGCAUAUUUGCCAGGAUGAGCAUAGACUAUUUGCUGAAUUUUUCAGAACCCAGGUUCAAGCCCAGUUAACGGACUACCUGGAAGGGUUGUGCACAAGUUUGUAUGAUGUUUUACGACCAGCUAUCAUUCACAUAAACCAUUUGGAAACUUUGGCUGAAAUCUGCUCAAUAUUACGAGUAGAAAUGCUUGAAGAACAUGUGCCAGCAAAUCCUGGACCAUUGGAGGCGUUUGGUCGAGUUGUUUGGCAACUGCUGCAGGAUGUGCAAGAGAGAUUAGUUUUCCGUGCUCAUCUUUACCUUCAAUCAGAUAUAUUGAAUUACAAGCCAGCUCCAGGUGAUCUUGCUUAUCCAGAAAAACUUGAGAUGAUGGAGAGUAUAGCACAGUCAAUAGCUGAGCAACAGUCACAACAAUCAGGAAAAUUACGUCGAUCCGAUUCUCGUUCUUCACUGGCCUCAGUUGGUUCUGCCACUUCUCAAGAAGUAGCAAACAUAAAUCAUGCUGUUGAGCAGCCUCGUUCUCGAACUGGAAAUUCACCCGCCGACCUACAUGGCAUGUGGUACCCAACAGUUCGCCGGACCCUAGUCUGCUUAUCUCGGCUUUACCGUUGCGUGGAAAGACCUAUUUUUCAAGGGCUUUCACAAGAAGCCCUUAGUAUGUGUAUGCAGAGUGUGACAGCAGCUGCUGAAGCUAUAUCCCAAAGAAAAACUGCUAUGGAUGGAGAACUGUUUGAAGUAAAGCACCUCUUAAUUCUGAGGGAGCAAAUAGCUCCAUUUCAGGUUGAUUUCACUAUUCGAGAAACUAGUCUAGAUUUUAGCAAAGUAAAAACAGCUGCAUUUGGGCUUCUUCAGAGGAGAAGACAAUUGCUAUCUCUGAAUGCAAACAAUGCAUUGCUUGAGUUCCUUCUUGAUGGCACACCAGCAGUUCGAGAGCAACUUAUUGAUAGUAGAAGAGAUGUAGACCUAAGAUUGAAAACAACUUGUGAGAAGUUCAUAGCAAGUGCGACAUCUGCUCUUGUCGGCCCAUUACAACACCUUUUAGCACAGGUGCAGUCAUUCCUUAAAAUGAAAACAGAGGAAGGAGAUAAGCUUAAAGAUGUCAAGUUAAGGCAGCAACAGUUUGCUUUGCCAGAAGCGAUUGGAUCUGUUGUUCGUGAAACUCAGAAACUUAUGAAGACUGUUCUCCCUGCCUUACAGCGCAGUAUGCAAUUGUACCUUGCCAAUAAAGAUACAGAGGCUAUAUUAUACAGACCUAUCAAGAAUAAUGUGGUCAGUCACUUUGCAAUCCUGCAGCAGCAUUUGAUCAGUGAGGGAUAUUCAGCAGAGGAUAUGAUGGUAGUGGCUUGUCCUACUCCAGAACAGGUUCAAGUAAUGUUGUCUUCUGCAUCUUUAAUAGCUGCUGGAUCAUGACCCUAGCUUAACUUUAUUUUGAAUUUGUGCAUUUUGCAAAAGCUUUUAAACAAAAAUAUUGUCUCCUUAUUCCAGGGUAUAAACUGGUUAUAAUGCAGUAUAGAUCACUUUAUUACAAUGUUAAUUGUUGCAACUAUUUUACAUUUAACUGUUACUUCCAACACAAUAUUGUUCAUGGUCUUCAAAAUUGUGAUAAAAGUUUUGAUAAACAUAUAAUAAAUAUUAAUAUUAUUGA
Molecule: messenger RNA, 2803 nt
Organism: Frankliniella occidentalis (western flower thrips)
Lineage: Eukaryota; Metazoa; Arthropoda; Insecta; Thysanoptera; Thripidae
Gene: Cog3
Product: conserved oligomeric Golgi complex subunit 3
Exons: 16
Coding region: 16-2568 (850 amino acids)
Biological process (GO): Golgi organization; intracellular protein transport; intra-Golgi vesicle-mediated transport
Cellular component (GO): COG complex; cis-Golgi network; membrane
Source: RefSeq, a predicted model, not a curated record